Molecule: messenger RNA, 423 nt
Organism: Nezara viridula (southern green stink bug)
Lineage: Eukaryota; Metazoa; Arthropoda; Insecta; Hemiptera; Pentatomidae
Source: the annotation of a GenBank genome assembly
AUGCUCACUUUCUCCCUGACUGUUGCUCCUUCUUAUCCUCCGGCCAUCUCACGAGCUAUUCUUUGCCCCGUGUACCUUCGCUCUUCGGCAGGACACUUCGUCCUUAGAGAAGAUAAGAAAGCUUUUAGCCGUCCUGUGCCCAGGAUCUGUCCAUGCCGAACGCCACUAAUGGUAGCACGCCUAACAGACAAAGCUCCCUACACACAACUUUCCUACCGCCCCAGUAUGACAUUCUGUUUUCCACUCCUGUUACCAGCCAGCCUACCGGAGAGGUGGGGGCUGCCAAAAUGUUACGCCGCAAAGUUACGUAAUGGCCCGGUUUCAGAAGAGUUGCAACACCCAGAAUUCCACGGCGUUCCCAUUCCAGCCAACCUUUUGACUUCUGUUACGCUCCAGGCAGUUACAGAUGUUAAACGUUUGUGA